AUGGAGACUCCACUCCACCCGGCCGACAUGCACAUCGCAAACCCACCCACAGCUCUGGGCCCUUGCACCUGCCUCUCCCUCACCUACCUAACGCUGACCGACCUGCAAACAGUCCCCAGCCUGUCCUUCCCACAAGUCAUCUUCCCGCUGCGCAAAGCCAUGACCGCCGUCUCCGCGGUGCUACACUGCCCAACAUGCCCUCUGGACCCCUUCUCCGCACUCCAAAACGUGUCCUCGCUCACCUCCCUCUUCAAAGCCAUCGUCUCGCGCUUCGCAAAGGCACUGGCCGAAGUCGAUCUCGAAGCACAGCGGCUGCGCGCCCAGGCCGCCAGGAAGCCGUACCGCAUCGGCGACAACAGCCCCGCGCUUUCGCACCUGCACACGGGCACGCUCGACUGUCCGAUGGGGUUUGAUGUCGAGCUGCAGCCGGACGUGUGGAAGACGUUGGUCAAGGCGGCAUUGAGGACCGAGAUGGACGGUGGGGGCAGCAAUCCUACGCCGUUGAUGCGGUUGCUGAGGGAGACCGAGGAGAGGCAGGCGAGGUGGCAUGGUGAUGGGGGGCUUCUUGCUAAGGAGCGUAGGAGGUUGUGGGGCCAAGAGGAUUGUGAGAAGGAGGAGUUGGCGUGUGAGGGGUUGGGGAGCGAGCAUAUUAGGAGGGUGAUUGGGAGGCUGAAUUGGGAGUGA
Ascochyta rabiei is the source of this 684-nucleotide messenger RNA. RefSeq lists its product as uncharacterized. The record is from RefSeq and is a predicted model, not a curated record. The transcript has a single exon. Lineage: Eukaryota; Fungi; Ascomycota; Dothideomycetes; Pleosporales; Didymellaceae. Bases 1 to 684 code for a protein of 227 amino acids.